Molecule: messenger RNA, 474 nt
Organism: Candida dubliniensis CD36
Lineage: Eukaryota; Fungi; Ascomycota; Pichiomycetes; Serinales; Debaryomycetaceae
Exons: 1
Coding region: 1-474 (157 amino acids)
Source: RefSeq, a predicted model, not a curated record
AUGUUAUUACCAGAUAAUAUUGAUACCCAAAGUUUAAUUAAAAGAGUUGUAUAUUACAAUAAUUAUAACCGUUCCGGUUGGUGGAGAUGGAGAUGGUUAUUAUGGUUAUUAAUAUUGAUUCCUAUUUUUGCCAUGAUCUUUUUAUUAUCAAGAAGAAGAAGACAAAAUAAAGUAGUAGCUUAUAAUAAUCCUGGUACACAACCAAAUGGAGCUUAUUAUAAUAAUAAUAAUAAUAAUAAUAAUCAAUAUCAAUAUCAAGGAGGAUAUAAUGGGAAUAAUGAUUUACCACCACAAGCUACUCCAGGAUAUAUUCCUCCAGCUUAUCCUGAAACUUCACAACAACAAGGAUCAUAUGGUGGGUAUAAUCCACAACAACAACAACAACAACAAGGUUAUAAUUCUCAACAAGGCUAUAAUUCUGAUGAAUUUUCCAGACCCGAGGGUCCACCCCCGGCACAUACAAAAGCUUAUUAG